Molecule: messenger RNA, 828 nt
Organism: Tilletiaria anomala UBC 951
Lineage: Eukaryota; Fungi; Basidiomycota; Exobasidiomycetes; Georgefischeriales; Tilletiariaceae
Product: peptidyl-prolyl cis-trans isomerase-like 3
Exons: 4
Coding region: 188-706 (172 amino acids)
Biological process (GO): protein peptidyl-prolyl isomerization
Cellular component (GO): catalytic step 2 spliceosome
Molecular function (GO): peptidyl-prolyl cis-trans isomerase activity
Source: RefSeq, a predicted model, not a curated record
UUUCGAGCCUACGCCUGAAGUCCAAUAGCUCUUUGCACUACAGGCAAAGUGUAAAUGGCAGUCAUCAAGGCAGGCGCUCUGGUCAAAACAAACAGGAGAGACACGCAGAGAUAUCUCCUCAAGGCUGCCGCCAUUGCUGCUGGACUGUGCGGCGAGACCGCUGCCCACGACUGAUGCUGCCGUCAACAUGUCGGUGACAUUGCAUACGAAUCUGGGUGACGUGAAGGUAGAGAUCUUCUGCGAGGCGGUACCGCGAUCAGCGGAGAACUUCUUGGCGUUGUGCGCGAGCGCGACUUACGACGAUGUCUUAUGGCACCGCAAUAUUAAAGAAUUUAUGAUCCAAACGGGCGACCCGACUGGAACCGGCAAAGGUGGCCAGUCAAUAUGGGGCUCCCCAUUUCCUGACGAGAUCCGAUCGACUCUGAAGUUCAACGCACGCGGGAUUCUCGCGUGGGCCAAUUCCGGACCGAAUACGAAUAAAUCGCAGUUCUUCAUCACGUACGGAAAGGCACCGCAUCUGGACGGCAAGUACACCAUCUUUGGGCGCGUGAUCGAUGGCGCCGAAGAUGGCGGGACGCUCAGCGUGAUGGAGAAGGUCCCUGUCGACGCCAAGAAUCGCCCGACCAAGGGCAGAGAAAUACGCAUGAAGGGUGUCACGGUCCAUGCGAACCCUGUUGCGCUGGCCGCCAAGGGCGGGCUUGACUGAGAGAGAGGAGGAACCGGGUGUUCGGGAGGAUGGGUCCAAGAAGAUUCCCUCAUUCAUCGUGUAGCAUAUGCAAUCAUCUCACGCGCGACGCGCGUCAAAUGCCCACCCACCUUCGUGUGCAC